This is a messenger RNA of Hipposideros armiger (great roundleaf bat), 3327 nucleotides long. Its product is annotated as cerebellar degeneration-related antigen 1-like. NCBI's taxonomy places the organism in Eukaryota, Metazoa, Chordata, Mammalia, Chiroptera, Hipposideridae. The record is from RefSeq and is a predicted model, not a curated record.
UAGGAAUUUUUCUCAUUAAAAUAAGAAUUUCACUUGCACCUAAACAUAAUUGACUAUAUAAAAAUUAUAAGCAUUAGUAAAGUAGCAAAAUUUAUCACAGCAAUCCCAUGUGUGUUUAUUCUAUAGAAGCUAUUUCAUGACAACUAUCUUUGAAAGUUCUAAAGAAUAAAUACACAUUUCCUAAUAGCAAAAAAAAAACACUAUUAGGCUGUAGUACAGUUGAUCUGUAAGAUCUGGUCUAUAAGAAGGGAUGCCCUAUUAAAUUUUCUGAAGCUAAUUCUACUAGAAGCAGGAGUAUUUGAGUUGGAAGACCUGUCUGUGAAAAGAUCUGAACAUGGGAAGACUCAGGCUUGGGAAGACUAAUUUUGAAAAAGGCAGGACCUGGGGAAAGGUUGGAAGACUUGGACAAUGAAACAUGUUAGAAUACCUGAAUGUUAGAAGACGGAAGACGUGGAGAUUGAGCCCGUUGUUGGAAGACUGAGUAGUUGUCGGAAGAUGUGGAUUUUCUGGAAGGCGUGGAUUUCCUGGAAGACGUGGCUUGGUUGGAAGACGUAGAUUUUCUGGAAGACAGUUUUGUUGGAAAACAUGGGUAGGCUGGAAGACAUGAAUUUGAUGGAAGACACAGCUUUGUUGGAAGACAUGGAUUUUCUGGAAGCCAUGGAUUUGAUGGAAGUCAUGGAUUUUCUGGAAGACCUGGAGAUCAUUGGAAGACAUGGCUUUUCUGGAAGACGUGGAUUUUCAGGAAGACCCGAAUUGUCCGGAAGACCUGGAUUGUCUGGAAGAUGCAGAUUUGCUGGAAGACCUGGAGGUUACUGGAAGAUGUGGAUCUAUAGGAAGACAUAUAUUUGUGGAAGACCAGGAAUAAGUGGAAGACAUGAAUUUCUGGAAGACGUGGCUUGGUUGGAAGACAUGGAUUUUCUGGAAGACAUGGCUUUUUUGGAAGACGUGGCUUUGUUGGAAGAAAUGGAUUUUCUGGAAGACAUGGGUAGGCUGGAAGAUAUGAAUUUGAUGGAAGACAGAGCUUUGUUGGAAGACAAGGAUUUGCUGGAGGACAUGGAUUUUCUGGAAGCCAUGGAUUUGAUGGAAGACAUAGAUUUUCUUGAAGACGUGGACAGUCUGGAAGACCUGGGGUCAUUGGAAGACAUGUAUUUCCUGGAAGACAUGGCUUUUCUGGAAGACGUGGAUUUUCAGGAAGACCCGAAUUGUCCGGAAGACCUGGAUUGUUUGGAAGACGUAGAUUUUGUCUGGAAGACGUGGAUUGACCGGAAGACUGGAUUUGGUGGAAGACAUGGAUUGGCUGGAAGACUUGGAUUUUUCUGGAAGAUGCAGAAUGAUGGAAGAUCUGGCUUUGUUGGAAGACGUAGAUUUUCUGGAAGAUGUAGUUUUGUUGGAAGACGUGGGUAGUCUGGAAGACAUGAAUUUGAUGGAAGACACAGCUUUGUUGGAAGACAAGGAUUUUCUGGAAGCCAUGGAUGUGAUGGAAGAUAUGGAUUUUCUGGAAGACCUGGAGAUCAUUGGAAGGCAUGGAUUUCCUGGAAGACAUGGUUUUUCUGGAAGACGUGGAUUUUCAGGAAGACCCGAAUUGUCCGGAAGACCUGGAUUGUCUGGAAGAUGUAGAUUUGCUGGAAGACCUGGAGAUUACUGGAAGGCAUGGAUCUCUAGGAAGACAUAUAUUUGUGGAAGACCAGGAUUAAAUGGAAGACAUGAAUUUUCUGGAAGACGUGGAUUGACCAGAAGACUGGAUUUGGUGGAAGACAUGGAUUGGCUGGAAGACCUGGAUUUUUCUGGAAGAUGUGGAUUGAUAGAAGACCUGGAUUUGGUGGAAGAUGUGGAUUUUUCUGGAAGACGUGACUUCGUUGGAAGACAUGGGUAGGCUGGAAGACAUGAAAUUGAUGGAAGACAAGGAUUUGCUGGAAGACAUGGAUUCUGUGGAAGAUGUAGAUAGUCUGGAAGACCUGGGGGUCAUUGGAAGACAUGGAUUUCCUGGAAGACAUGGAUUUUCAGGAAGACAUGGAUUUUCAGGAAGACCCGAAUUGUCCAGAAGACCUGGAUUGUCUGGAAGACGUAGAUUUGCUGGAAGACCUGGAGGUUACUGGAAGAUGUGGAUCUUUAGGAAGACAUAUUUGUGGAACACUGGGAUUCAGUGGAAGACAUGAAUUUUCUGGAAGACAUGGCUUUGUUGGAAGACCUGGAUUUAGUGGAAGACAUGGAUUGGCUGGAAGACCUGGAUUUUUCCGGAAGAUAUGGGUUGAAUGGAAGAUCUGGCUUUGGCGGAAGACGCAGAUUUUUCUGGAAGAUGUGGACUGAGUGGAAGACCUGGAUGUCUUUCUGGAAGACGUGGAUUGACUGGAAGACCUAGAUUUUUCUGGAAGGCGUGGAUUAGCUGGAAGACCUUGAAAUUGGUAGAAGACGUGGAUUGUCUGGAAGACCUUGAAACCAUUGGAAGAUGUGGAUUUUCCUGGAAGAUAUGGAUUCUGUGGAAGACCUAUAAUUGCUGGAAGACUGGAUUGUCUGGAAGACGUAGAUUGUCUGGAAGACGUAGAUUGUCUGGAAGACUGGGAUUAGCUGGAAGACGUUGAUGUUGUUGGAAGACUUGGAAUUAGUUGGAAGACUUGGAGUUGCUGGAAGACCUGGAGUUGUUGGAAGAUCUUGAUACUGGCGCCAUUGGAAACCCUGGACAUUGGAGACAUUGGAAGCACAGGAUGUUGGAGACAUUGGAAGCCUUGGAUUUUGAGGAUAAUGGUUAUUCUGGACACUGGAGUCUUUGGAGGCCCUGAAUGUUGGAGUUUGUGGAUAUUGGAAGCCAUGGAUCCUGGAAGCCCUGAACACUAGAGACACUGCAAGUCCUGGACCUUGGAAUCCUUAAACAUUAGAAGAUAUGGACAAUAAAAGACCUAGACAUUUAGAAAUCCGAAAAUCAGAAGCCCUGGAUAUUGGGAGACAUUGGAAAACCUGGAUAAUGACAUACUCAUGUUAAAAGACAUAGAAUUUGAAAGAUGUUAACUUUCAAAGAUGUUGGCAGCCCUGGACAAUUGGAGACCUAGACUUUAAGAGACCAAGAUGUUCAGAGAUCUAGUCAUUCAGACAUUGGGGAUGUUGGAACACCUGAAUGUUGGAAGACCAGGUUCAUGGAGAUAUUGAAAGACUUGGGCAUUGGAGGAACUGGUAAUAACAAGACAUUAUGAAAUCAGGAUUCAGAAGACACUAAAAGUUGUAGGAACUGAAUGAUGUUAAGUGCUAGGAGAUAUUGGAAGAGCUGGACUUGGACGAAACGAAAUACAGGAACUCUAGAAGACUUGUAUAUAGGAGACAUUAGAGGACUGGGAA